Desarmillaria tabescens is the source of this 875-nucleotide messenger RNA. RefSeq lists its product as uncharacterized. Bases 60 to 875 code for a protein of 271 amino acids. The transcript has 2 exons. Lineage: Eukaryota; Fungi; Basidiomycota; Agaricomycetes; Agaricales; Physalacriaceae. The record is from RefSeq and is a predicted model, not a curated record.
AAAUAGAGAUGAUAACCAUGUGGAGCACCUACGGAAUAUAAGCCCUCGUUCGAACGUCAAUGUUUCACAUUGUCGUUUCCAAGACAUUUCAUCUCUCUACAUCUCCUCUAACUAUGCCAAAGUCGAAAUCAAUCCAUUCUCGCCCCUCCGGGACUAUCGCCCAGCGUAUGAAGAAUAUCAAAACGGCCACGCCCACCUGGUUUUACAAUGAAUGUCUUCCCGUUGCCGAACGGCAUGCCUGGGCCCAAGACGUCGAUAGGGGGAGACACAAUAACGAAGUUGUUGAAGUGCUAGAAUGGCUUGUAACAAUGAGGUUCUGGGGACGAUAUACUGAUCUACCCGGAAGACACGCUGCCCGCAUAUAUACAGACGCUGAAGCGGAAGACAUGAGCUCCGACUGGGAUGUAGGGAGGAGCGAUUCCGAGCAGGAUGAGGAUGAAACCGAAGAGGGGUCGAGCUCUGAUGGGGACUCGGAGUCGCAUAUUGGUACUUCGAUGGGAAUUCUGAAGGGAGUGUUAAACGAGUCUCCGUUAACUCGCGGUUGUGUUUCCUUUAACGAGUAUGACUGGUGUCUCGUUCAGGAUGUAUGUCCCAUCACCGGGGAAGUCAACUGUGAUUGGUCAGAUUUGUACAAGGAGAAAAUAAAGAAGGCACUCAGAGCAGUCGAGCGAGAGCAUGGAGAUUCCGGGUUGAGAAUUGCUCGCUGGGCUGUGAGGAAUCGGUUUGUUGAAUGCAUAUCUGGGUUGGAUAUCAUUAGUUACGAAACACGCUUGACCCCCCGGUUCAUAUGGAAGGAUAAAUCCGCCAAAUGGUUCACGGAAACGACAGAAAGCUUUCUGGACGAGGAUGGCGAGAUGAUUCCAACAUUGUCAUAG